UUGUUCAUCUGUUACCAAAAGUUCCAAAUUUGUCCUAUAAAAUCUGUCUUCAUUCUUCUUCCAGCUGCAUAUGGCUAAAGUUAUAAUCUUCCCAAGAUGCACAUCAUUUCUACAUCCUUAAACAUCAACUGCUACAAAUCACUAAACCAUUUUAGACUAAAACCACUCUCCAAAAUCCUUUCUUUUUAUUCUUCUUCUAUAAUCCCCUGCUCUAAAUUACCCCACUACAAAACCAAACUUGAAAAAUCCCAAUGCAAAUGGAGAACAAAUCAUAUAUUUUCCCAAACCAAUCCACUACUAUCACUUUUAGAAACCAAAUGCAAAUACAUGACUCAACUCGAACAAAUUCAGUCUCAGAUGAUUAUUACUGGCCUAUUCUCAGAUGGGUUUGCUUCAAGUCGUUUAAUAGCCUUUUGUGCCCUCUCAGAAAACGGUAAUCUUAAUUAUUGUAAAACGAUUUUGUAUAAUAUGGAAAACCCAAAUACAUUUUCUUGGAAUAUGGCUAUAAGGGGUUGUAGUGAAAGUGAAAAUUCCAAAGAUGGAAUCUUUUUGUAUAAACAAAUGCUUACAAUUGAAAACACAAAUACAUUUUCUAGGAAUAUGGAUAUAAGGGGUUGUAGUGAAAGUGAAAACCCCAAAGAUUCAAUUUUUUUGUACAAUCAGAUGGUUUUAACUAAAGGGAGUGAAUAUAGUUGUUUGAAGCCUGAUAAUCAUACUUUUCCUUUGUUGCUUAAGAUAUGUUCUAGAUUGGAUUUGUAUUAUAUGGGUCAAGAGGUUUUUGUGCAUGUUUUGAGGUUUGGUCAUGAUCAUGAUGUGUUUGUGCACAAUGCAAUGAUUCAUUUUUUGGUUUCUAGUGGGAAGUUGGAGGAUGCAAAUAAGCUGUUUGAUGAAAGUUCUGUGAGGGACCUAGUUUCUUGGAAUUCAUUGAUUAAUGGUUAUGUUAGGAGUGGGAGACCGAGGGCGGCAUUGAUGGUAUUUGAUAAGAUGAAAAUAGCAUCUGUGGAGCCCGAUGAAGUUACUAUUAUCGGGAUAGUAGGGGCAUGUGGUCAGCUUAAGAAUUUGGAGCUAGGGAGAAAGUUACAUAGCUAUAUUAUGGAUAUAGGCUUGAAUUUUAGCGUACCACUUUGCAAUGCAGUCAUAGACAUGUAUGUGAAGAAUGAGAGUCUACACGAAGCAAAGGCUUUGUUUGAUAGGAUGGAGGAGAGGACUAUGGUAAGUUGGACUACAAUGAUUAGUGGGUUUGCUAAAUUAGGCCUUUUGGAUGAAGCGAGGAGGCUCUUUAAUGAGAUGCCUGAGAAAGCUAUUGUACAGUGGAAUGCCUUGAUCGGAGGUUAUGUCCAAGCUAAGCGCGGUAAAGAGGCACUGGCUUUGUUUCACGAAAUGCAAAACAUGAAUGUAAAACCUGAUGAAGUGACUAUGGUUAGUUGCCUAUCAGCUUGUGCACAACUUGGCGCACUUGAUAUUGGGAUUUGGAUUCACCACUACAUCAAAAAACAUAAGCUUUGUCUAACUGUUUCACUGGGAACUGCGCUUGUUGAUAUGUAUGCCAAAUGUGGUAAUGCGGAAAAGGCACUUCAAAUUUUUCAUGAGAUGCCCGUCAAAAACUCAUUGACUUGGACAGCUGCAAUUGGUGCCUUAGCAUUUCAUGGAAAUGGACGUGACGCUCUAUCAUAUUUUUCGAAGAUGGUUGACAGUGGCCUGAUACCAGAUGAUGUCACACUUCUCGGGGUCUUAUCAGCUUGUUGUCAUGGAGGUUUGGUUGAAGAAGGGCGAAAGCUGUUUGCUGAAAUGAGCGCAAAUUUCAAAAUUCCUCCUAAAUCUAAACAUUACUGUUGUAUGGUGGACCUUUUGGGCAGGGCGGGGCUUUUGCAUGAAGCUUAUGAGCUUGUCCAGAGAAUGCCAAUGGCAGCUGAUGCUUCAAUAUGGGGAGCAUUGUUUUUUGCUUGUCGAGUUCAUGGAAACGUCGAGAUUGGGGAAAAGGCAGCUCUGAAACUUCUUGAGUUUGAUCCUAGUGAUAGUGGAACUUAUGUCUUACUUGCUAAUAUGUAUGUUGAAGCAAAUAUGCGGCAUAAGGCACGAGAUGUUAGGAAGAUGAUGGAUGAAAGAGGAUUAGAAAAAACACCUGGUUGCAGCUCCAUUGAAGUAAAUGGAGAACUUUUUGAGUUUAUUGUUAGAGACAAGACACAUCCACGGUCCGAUCAGAUUUAUGAAAGUUUGAUUCACUUAACGAGACAUAUGGAAAUAGUUAAUUAUUUUCCAUUUACCGGAUAUGACCUCCUACUUGAUACUGAUGUUUACUGCGCAAUAUGAGAAAUCCGUCGCCAAACCUACUUAAACUACAUAAAAGCUUGGCCCCACAGGCGAUGUUCCAAUGAUUAGGAGGGGACAGGAGUCGGCCUGCAAUCAUCAGGCCAUGAGCCUGACUACUUGAUCAGCGCCUUCUCCUGCUGAGGAGCACAGGACCUCAGUUAGCUGUUCAGGUAGAAGGAUGAUGAGAUGAUGGAUGAGCUAAAAGGUUUUGUCUGUGAACAUUUUCUCAGCAUAUAUUGGCAGCAGCCAAAUACAAACCCCAGCACAAGGAUUUCCAGAAGUGGAUAAUAAUCCAAUAUAAAAGGGCAGCCCGGUGCACUAAGCUCCCGCUAUGCGCGGGGUACGGGGAAGGGCCGGACCACAAGGGUCUAUCGUACGCAGCCUUACCCUGCAUUUUUGCAAGAGGCUGUUUCCACGGCUCGGACCUGUGACCUCCUGAUCAUAUGGCAACAACUUUACCAGUUACGCCAAUACUCCCCUUCAUAAUAAUCCAAUAUCAGAACCUGAAUUUACCAUGACUCUGUUUGCAAUGGGAUGAGAAAGCUUGGCGGGCGAGAGGGGUCUGGAAGCUAUGCGGAUGUUUUUCAACACUCCAUCCGCUUAGUUGUUUUAGACUCUGUUGCAGAGGCUAAUUGGCAGAAUUGAGCAACUGGAGAGCCUAAACGUCAUUGAGGAUGAGUUCAUCAGUCAACAAACGAAUUCUAUCUACAAAUGCUAAUAUUAUGGAUCGGUCGACUUCUCAUGAUUGAUUGUCUCAUCAAUUAGCUCAGACAAGCUUGGAGAGGUGAUCUGAAUCGCUAUCAGAGAGAACUGAAUUUAACGUGCAAAGACGGUACUAUCUACAAACUGAUUUGGAUUCGGGCACAAAGUUAGAGCCCAAACCUAGUGGUCAUCAAAAAUUUCUGUGAAAAUGUGAUGUGCUUCUUUUCUA
Molecule: messenger RNA, 3241 nt
Organism: Nicotiana attenuata
Lineage: Eukaryota; Viridiplantae; Streptophyta; Magnoliopsida; Solanales; Solanaceae
Product: pentatricopeptide repeat-containing protein At2g22410, mitochondrial
Exons: 2
Coding region: 97-2310 (737 amino acids)
Biological process (GO): RNA modification
Molecular function (GO): RNA binding; protein binding
Source: RefSeq, a predicted model, not a curated record